Arctia plantaginis is the source of this 762-nucleotide messenger RNA. NCBI's taxonomy places the organism in Eukaryota, Metazoa, Arthropoda, Insecta, Lepidoptera, Erebidae. The record is from the annotation of a GenBank genome assembly.
AUGAAAGCGUAUUUAGUAUUUUUGUGUAUUGCUUUAUUCUUUCCAUUCGCAUACCAGGCGUCCACACCGUCCGGUUCCGUUGAUUUAGACGAAUUAUCUUUUGACAAAAUCACUAAUAAAUUCGAAGUUUCUCUUAUUAAAUUUGAUGUCGCAUUUCCCUACGGUGACAAACAUGAGGCCUUCAUAGCUCUCGCAAAAGAUGCGAAAGACGUGGAUGAUCUUUUGAUCGCCGAAGUUGGUGUAAAAGAUUACGGUGAAAAAGACAACGAGCAGCUUGCAAAGAAAUACGGUGUCUCAAAAGAAAAUUUCCCUGUCGUGAAAUUGUUCAUAAAAGGCAAAAGUGAACCGAUAUCUUUCGAUGAUUCCAAAGGAUUUAACAGUGAUGAAUUGCGGCUCUUCAUUCGUGAAAACACCGGUAUAUAUCUCAGUUUGCCGGGUUGCGUGAAGGAACUUGAUAGCCUGGCCAUAGAAUUCAUGAAAGAAAAGAAAGAUGAUAGAAACAAAGUGCUAAAGAAGCUGGAAAAACUACAAAAUGAACUACCUGCCAAGGAUAGUGUUUCUGGCAAAAUCUACAAGACUAUUAUGCAGAAGGUUCUAGAAAAGGGUGAUGACUUUGUUCGGUCUGAAUAUGAAAGGGUUAAGAAAAUUCUUAACAGCAAAGUAUCGGAUGAGAAGAAAAAGGAAUUGCAUAAAAGAAUUAAUAUUUUAAUGUCAUUCCAAUUGCAUGACAAACAGAGUAAAGCUGAAAAAGCAGAACUCUAA